Molecule: messenger RNA, 4328 nt
Organism: Mya arenaria
Lineage: Eukaryota; Metazoa; Mollusca; Bivalvia; Myida; Myidae
Product: copine family protein 1-like
Exons: 7
Coding region: 21-863 (280 amino acids)
Source: RefSeq, a predicted model, not a curated record
CGCAGUAUCAUGACCGCCACAUGCCAUAUGUAACAAUGAUCGGAAAGAGAUACUUGGACAUAACAAUGCGUAUUGCCCUACUGGAGGCGAUGGACUCCAUGAGCGAAGAAAUCGCGGAUGAUGACGAGGAAGUCAAGUUUCGAAGGAUCACAGAUAGAUUCGACAGCCUCAAGGAGGUUACCGACGCCAUACAAAGCGUCGGCGUUAAGGAGUGCGGCCUGAUAUUUGGUAUCGACUACACGAUGAGCAACCAAAUGCAGGGAAAGAAAACGUAUGGUGGCCUGUCCCUCCACGACGUCCAUCCGUCUAGGUCCAAUCCUUACCAGGAGGUAAUCUGUAUACUCGGAGAAACUCUGGAACCUCUUGAUGAUGACGGGAUCAUCCCCGUGUACGGCUUUGGGGACAGGACUGUUAAAGACAAGGGAGUAUUUCCGCUCAAAAAGGAUGGUGACUGUGAUGGUUUUAUGGAAGUCUUAAAGAUAUAUACAGAAGUGACACCCACAAUCAAGCUAGGAGGUCCGACCAGCUAUGCCCCAAUCAUACAGCAGGCUGUGGAUAUCGUCAAGGAAAAACGACAGUACCACAUUUUGGUGAUUGUCGCAGACGGCCAGGUGACAAACGAAGAGGAGACCAUCAAGGCAAUAGUUGAGGCGUCCGAGUUCCCAUUGUCCAUCGUCGUCAUUGGUGUAGGGGACGGACCGUGGGACAUGAUGAAAGAAUUUGAUGACAACUUACCGACGCGAAAGUUUGACAAUUUCCAGUUUGUGUGGUUUGAUCAGGUGAAGAAAGGCGUGAGGAACCCGAAUGUGGCCGUGGCGCUAGCCGCCCUUAUGGAAAUCCCCGACCAGUACUUGUACAUUUAGAAGCUGCGUCUUCUGGACAAACUAUAAAUCAUAGCCUGUGAAUAUAUUUUGAAAUAUUUCUUGACCAUUUUACGAAGAAAGAUAUAUAUUUAUAGUCCCAUUAUGUUUUUAGUGAUGUAAACUUUGUUGUAUGCAUAUCCGAAUGACUUCUCUUAAUCUAAUAAGAAAAAAUUGAUUUUAAUUACAAAAUGCAACAUAACCAGAAAUGUAAUCUAAAUUCAGCGCACAAAACGUCAUUACGAAAUUUUGCAUAUCACGUGACUCAUACACUACCAACCACGUGUUUUUGCCAAAAACAAACGCGUUGCCACCGCGGAAUGGAUUACGUCAUCGCGACGUUACAUUCCGCGUUACCAAACGCGUACUGCGUAUCGCCGCGAUGCGGCUUACCGCGAUAUGCUGGUAUUUUAAAAUGGUAAAGGUGGUACACAUAAAAGAUAAUACAUGUAUAUUGAACCGUGCACUAAGAAUAUAUUUCAUUCGUUUGCGAGCGUAAACAAUCUCAUCCCCCCAAACUUGAUAAUUAUGUCGCUGGAAUAUUGAGUGUUUGUUUAAGUAUUGUUGAUAAGUUAAUUGACUCGAUAUAGUAUUUAUAUAUAAUUCACAAUACCACAAGUUCAACGAGAGCAAUCGAAAUUGAGAUGUUUUUGAAAAGGUGACAAUAGCAUCUGAAUACUUUCACAGCUGCAAAGCAUUAAUUUCAAGGAUCAAAAUACAUUUUGAGUACGAGCCAAGAUUUAAUACAACUGACUAGAAUCAUAUGAAUAUGAUGAAAAAAAGAAAGAAAAAGCCUUCAGAUAAUUGAAAGCUACCUAAAUUACCGUUAAUUAACAGUUUAAAACGCCGCGAAUCACGGUGACUCGACGCGGUAGUACGCGAGGGAAAAAUCGUCCGUGGUAAAGAAAAGUCGCGGCGAUGUGCGAAAUAUGCAAAAAAACGCGUGGUUGAUAGUGUACCUAAAAUGCUAUGAUGCUUUAUAUUCUUAUGUUUUGCAUUUUUCUUUUACUAUGAAGUUUUUGGGAUUUUCUUUUACACAAACUAAGCAUACUUACACUGUUAUUUUCAUAAAAUAUUUCUCUUGAAACCUAGAUUAUAUUCAACUGAUGGUGGUAAUAAGACAAUUCGUAUUAAGACAGAACUCUGUCAUGUUUUUAGGCCAAAAUAGGGUUCCUGGAAAUGCAUCCUAAAAGCAAUCAUUUUAUUUUUAUUUGACUCUAUGAUAUUGCAGAAAAUUACGGUAAUACAUGUAGUAUAUAGAAGUAUUUUUUUGUUUUAGUUGGGUGCAAACCCACUCCGGUAAACUCAAGAAAGGAUAGUAAAACAUCGCUUGAACCACUAGACCAUCAGGAGUUUUAUAGCAGUUGAUAUUUUGACCUUGUAACAAUAUAUUUUUAACAACACGUGAUAAUAUAAAUCAUUUAAUCACGCAACAACAAAGCUGUAAUUGAGUGUUUUAUAGCGUUGUUAACGCUUGUAUGAAAAUUUUGGUCUUCAAAAACGAUAUUUGAGCAAAAAUCAAAAUUUUCUGAAGGGUUCCAGUUUUUGAUUUUUAGUGAAAAAACUCCAAAUGAUUUGCGACACUUUAUUUCGCAUUACACAAAAAAGUGCGUUUUACAAAAACAUGACCGAGUACCUAUCCAGAGGUGUUUCUCAUGACUUUUUUACCCUAUAUAAUCUACAGACAAGGGUUAUAAUACCAAUUCAGCAAUUCUCAAAACAAUGUAUAAGAGUUAAAACAAUGGAGGGGGUAUUUGAAAAGUGACUUACAUUUAAAAAGAAAGUCUUUAGAAUGGCCGAAAAUCAUACAGCUUUAAGAUAUCAAUUAAAUUAAAAAGAUUACGGCAUUUUAAAACUCGCUCGCAAACACACAAAUAAUGUCAUUACUUCAGAAAAAAUCACGUUGUGUGCAGUGUUGAACAAAAAUAAGUAUCCAGUUCAAUAUAGAAUCAUAUGUUUUAUCUCCGACCACUUUAUUCGUUGUCUAUGAAUGGAAUUUACCACUAAAAUUGGCAAAAGUUACCCAUUAAAUUUUGUUUUGGUAAUUUAUCGGCAAUUUUAAUUUUUGAAAACGAGGGUGAUAUCGAGCCAUUUUUAUGACUGCCAACACAUAAAAUGGUGAAUUUUACAAAUAAACAGUGGCUUAUGAAAAAUCUGUGUUGUUAAAAAUCCUAUAGUUUGAAAUGCGCAUGCAAAUUGCAUUUUAUGUUAUUUAAAUGAUUUACAACGGGAAGUAUUUUUGUUUUGGUUGAUAUAGUUACUUUUACAUAUCUAAUUUUGCUUUAUGAACCCGUGGCAGAAUAGCGCAAUCGUGGUUGUACCCCUUGUCUUCAGAUUAUAUGUUAAUAUAGGGUUAACAAUCGUGAGAAAUCCCUGUGUACAUAUCUGCGAUUUUCACUACACAACAUCGAUAAUUUGUCAUUUGAAAAUACUAGCAUGAUAUCUAUUUUAGUAACAGAAGCUAAGUUAUCUUCAUGUGAAAUUUCAUUUGAAAAUGUUCAGAAUUUCUGUAGUUAUUUCUCCAGUCUUAUUAUCCGGCAUCUUCUCAGGUACUGUUUGCAAAGCCAUAUGCUCCGCCCCACUCAGAGUCAGUAAGUCAGUGGCCCAGUUAGGGAUUUUGUUGGUUUUUCCCAUACACUUCCUUUUAAUAUCCUCCGUCUGCAGAUAGAGUUGGAUUUUCUAAUCAUUCAAGUACUUGGGGUUUACCUAUAAGUUUAUAAUUAUUUGUUUUAUUAUUAAGUUUCCUCAAGUUAAUGUAUACUUAGAUAAGAUUUCCCUUUUACGUUUUUUCUUUAUAUAGGAUUGUUGGAAUAAGAGUGCGGUUUGUGCACUUAAACAGGUUUAAACCCCCAAGUAAAUUAACAUUUUACCUACCGUUCCAAGGCGGUACUUAACAAUCCUUGAUAAACAUACCUAGUUUUUUAUAUAUAGUGCGUAUGUACUGUGCUGUUUGUGGAGUUUUGUGCUGUCCUUCCAUGUUUCUUGUUUGUGAUUGUUUGUUUUUUUGUGUUCUAUAUCUUCGGCGUUUACCCAGUGCCAUUAAACCGGGUUUAUGUUUAAACUUCUUGCUACCGAGCUUGUUUCUGUAGUUUUUCACAUAAGUAUCUAUCAUAGUUAUAUACUCACUUAUUUUUCUGUAAAUAUUAAAUCAUUAGGGGCACUAGGACUUUAAGGAGUGAACUGCGUUAUUGGUGACAUUAUUGGGGUAUGACCGAAGAUUUGCUGGUUAAAAAGUGUAGGGACCGAAGUUCCCGAUUUUGACAUCAUUUACGCAAUUAUUUACUAAUAUUUACACCAAUAGUUUAUGAUUUCUUUCAAGAAUUGUUAAAAGAACUUGUUUCGAGACGAUAACUUGCAAUUUACUGGAUCUAUUCUUUAAAACUUUUUUAAUUGUAAAGCACAAUGAGAAGAAGUGCCAUGUACAGGAACUUUAACUCUAUUUCAGCUUAUUAAAUAGUUAUUGCACUU